AUGAGAAUUAACACUUUGGUGGGCACGGCAGCGGCUAUUUUGGCCACCGCUCGCGGAUUUGGGCUCCAGGAGGUGUCCUCUCUCGAACCGAAGCCCGACACGCUGCCUGCGCAAUACCAAUACGAGAACUUCCAUCAGUUUGAGAACACUCCGUUCAAGGACUGGGAUCAUUUUGUGCAGACAGUGAUAAAGGAUAGCUCGAAUGUGACGUUCGCAGACAUCAACGAGCUCAACGAGCGCACAAGACCGCUGCUGGGGCGUUUGACUAACGAGAACUUCUUCAAGAUCUUCAGACUCAACUUAUACAAAGAGUGUCCUUUCUGGUCGAACUCCGAAGGUUUUUGCAUGCACAAAAGCUGCGCCGUCGACACGAUCGACGACUGGAAGGACUUGCCCGACAUCUGGCAGCCCGAGGCGCUCGGCAAGAUCGAGACGAUCUCCAAAGAGCCUCCGAGCACGAACGGAUCGUGCAUAGCCACGGGUGCCAAGACGGGCAAGGACUACUGCGAGGUCGACGAGGUCAACGACCAGACAGUUUAUGUGAACCUAGUGGACAACCCGGAGCGGUUCACAGGCUACGGAGGCGACCAGUCGUUCCAGAUCUGGCGCAGCAUCUACAACGAGAACUGUUUUAAUUUGGGGGCCGAGCAAUGUUUCGAGAAGAAUUUCUUCUACCGGCUCAUCAGCGGUAUGCACUCCUCGAUCAACACACAUUUGAGCAAUGAGUACCUGAACUUCCAGACAAAGGAGUAUGAGCCGAACCUCAAACAGUUUAUGAUCCGGGUCGGAGACUUCCCUGAUAGAAUAGAGAAUCUAUACAUGAACUAUAUUUUGGUGCUCAAGGCACUAAUCAAGCUGGAGCAGGCCGGGGUGUUGGAGGAGCUUGCCUUCUGCGACGACGGCAAUUUCCAGAGCAAGGAGAAAGAGCUCAAGAGCGAGCUGCACGAGAUGGUGCAGCCAUACUACCGGCUCGGCGACUCUCACGAGUGUCUUUUCAACGAAAAUACGCUUUUCCAGAACGACGACGCAGGACAGCUGAAAGACGAGUUCAGACAGCGGUUCAUCAACGUGUCGCGCGUGAUGGACUGCGUGCAAUGCGACAGAUGCCGGCUGUGGGGCAAAUUGCAAACCACGGGCUACGGAACUGCGCUCAAAAUUUUGUUUGAGUUAGACCAGCGGGACAGGUUGAGCACGGAUUUCCAGAUCUCCAAGAUUGAGCUGAUCGCGCUCGUCAACACGUUCGACAGACUAUCCAAGAGCAUUGCCUCCAUCAAUAAUUUCAAAAAAUUGUACGACGCGGCACUUAGACAGGAGGAGGAUGGAGCAGUCACCACAGCGCAGGAUUUCGUUCUCACACAGGCAUCGGACAACCCUGUCCUGGGCGAGACGUCGCGGUCGCCCAGCGACAUGAAGUUCCCGCCACCGCGUUCUGGAAUUGACCUCGCGGCCGCGUUCAAACAGGAGCUCGGCAACGUUCUGGAUGCUCUCCAUUUCAUUUUUAGCAGCUACAAGGUGUUCCCCAAGAUGGUGUACAACUGGGUGCUGAUCCGCGCAGUGUACUACUGGAACACGUUUGUGGGACACGUUCAUGAAGAUUUCGAUGUUAAUAGGUUAUACAGGUUAGAAUUAUAG
This is a messenger RNA of Ogataea parapolymorpha DL-1, 1632 nucleotides long. RefSeq lists its product as uncharacterized. The coding region runs from base 1 to 1632 and encodes 543 amino acids. Gene Ontology annotation, cellular component: endoplasmic reticulum membrane; endoplasmic reticulum. The transcript has a single exon. NCBI's taxonomy places the organism in Eukaryota, Fungi, Ascomycota, Pichiomycetes, Pichiales, Pichiaceae. Gene Ontology annotation, molecular function: protein-disulfide reductase activity; thiol oxidase activity; FAD binding. Gene Ontology annotation, biological process: protein folding in endoplasmic reticulum. The record is from RefSeq and is a predicted model, not a curated record.